This is a messenger RNA of Dipodomys ordii (Ord's kangaroo rat), 871 nucleotides long. RefSeq names its product napsin A aspartic peptidase (gene Napsa). Gene Ontology annotation, molecular function: aspartic-type endopeptidase activity. Gene Ontology annotation, cellular component: lysosome. Gene Ontology annotation, biological process: proteolysis. The record is from RefSeq and is a predicted model, not a curated record. The transcript has 6 exons. Bases 170 to 871 code for a protein of 233 amino acids. Lineage: Eukaryota; Metazoa; Chordata; Mammalia; Rodentia; Heteromyidae.
AACGGCUUCUGGCUGUCCAUUAAAAGUGCUCAGCGCAAAUCUGUAAACACCAUUCUCUCAGAGGCUCUGGUCAUCUCUGAAACCUGCUGGUGGGGUGCAAAGAGAGCAGAGCCUCGGGGUAAAGAAGGGAAGCCACAGGCACACAAGGGCCACUCCCAGACCCCCAGAGAUGUCACCAUUGCUGCUGCUGUCACCACUCCUGCUGCUGCUGAACUUGGAUCCCACACAGGCCUCGCUGAUCCGGGUCCCUCUUCACAGAAUGCCCCCUGGACCCAGGACCCUGAACCCACCCAGAGCCUGGGGCCGGGCAGCGGCGGCCCUGGGACUGGGGGGCCCAGCCCCUAGGGACAAGCCCACCUUGGUGUCUCUCUCCAACUACAUGAACGCCCAGUACUUCGGGGAGAUCGGGCUGGGGACGCCCCCACAAAACUUCUCUGUGGUCUUCGACACCGGCUCCUCGAACUUCUGGGUCCCGUCCAGGACCUGCUCUUUCUUCAGCCUGCCCUGCUGGUUCCACCGCCGAUUCGAUGCCAAAGCCUCCAGCUCCUUCCGGCCCAAUGGGACCAAGUUUGCCAUUCAGUAUGGGACGGGGCGGCUGGACGGGAUCCUGAGUGAGGACAAGCUGACUAUUGGGGGGAUCGCAGGAGCAUCGGUGACUUUUGGAGAGGCUCUGUGGCAACCCAGUAUGGUCUUCACUUUGGGCCACUUUGAUGGGAUUCUGGGCCUCGGUUUCCCCAGUCUGGCGGUUGGAGGAGUUCAACCCCCACUGGACGCUCUGGUGAAGCAAGGGCUCCUGAAGAAGCCAGUCUUCUCCUUUUACCUCAACAGCUCCCUCUCCACACCAGCCCCCACCUUCUCCCACACCUUCUGA